AUGCAAGAAGAGGUGAGAUCACUUUUGCAAAUUUCCAGUUUCUGCAAAAAUGCUGCACUCCAGGCAGUUCGUGCUGCUGCUGUUGCGCUGCUGCUGCAGCGCCGGCAGCAAAGCCGCGCCGGCCGCAGAAAUGCCCAAAUUGAAUUCUUGAAUUCCCAGUGCGCAGUGCAGCAGCCAGCAGCAGCAGCAGCAGCAGCAGCAGCAGCAGCAGCAGCAGCAGCAGCGCGGGAAGCGCGCGCAUGCAGCGAGAGGCAGCAGCUUUUGUGGGGAGCAGCAGACACAGAAUUUGAAACUCCAAACAGCAGCAAUUUGUACUUCAUUCCAAAUGCCUCUGUCGAUUCACAGCAGCAAGCCCUUUGCGAAGCCCUCAAGAUCCGGGCCCUCAGUCUGCUGUACGAACAGAAGCAGCAGCAAAGACAGAAGAAGCGGAAGCUGCUGGACAGCAGCAGGAAGUUCAAUUCGCCUGCGAGCUGGCGGCCCCCCAGCGAGGACUCAGGGGGCCGGUUUGCUGCUGCUGCUGCUGCUGCUGCUGCUGCUGCUGCUGCUUCUUUUGCUGCUGCACCUCUGCAUGCAGAAGAAGCAGAAGAGUGCAGCGAAAGUCCAGUUGCUUGUCUUUCGAAUUCCUUUCCUCCCCGCGCAAUCCAGGGGCCCCCGGACUUCCCCGAAUUCCCUUUGGGGAAAUCGCUGGGCGCAGCAGAAGUGGUCCGCGCUCCUCCAACUUGCAAACCAGCCCUCCGCCCCUGCAGUGCUGGCAGCUGUUGCAGCAGAGACGCGGCAGCAGCUGGAGGCGCUCGCUGCAGCAGCAGCAAACAAGUCUUUGGCAGCAGCAGCAGCAGCAGCAACCGCAGCAGCAGAAACAUCCUUCCUCCCGCUGCAGCCCCAAGGGCUCGUCACGCUGCACAUGCCACCCUCAAUGGCGCUGCUGCUGCAGUGCAGCAGCACCUACAACGCCUAAGCGCAAACCCUAAACCCUAA
Molecule: messenger RNA, 975 nt
Organism: Eimeria necatrix
Lineage: Eukaryota; Apicomplexa; Conoidasida; Eucoccidiorida; Eimeriidae
Exons: 5
Coding region: 1-975 (324 amino acids)
Source: RefSeq, a predicted model, not a curated record